Oikopleura dioica is the source of this 654-nucleotide messenger RNA. NCBI's taxonomy places the organism in Eukaryota, Metazoa, Chordata, Appendicularia, Copelata, Oikopleuridae. The record is from the annotation of a GenBank genome assembly.
AUGCUCAAUCUCUUCCUAUUCGGGCUCGUUUCGUGCGAGUACGCCUGGGACCACGGAAUCGACGGAAUCGAAAAUGGGAGGCCGCUGAUUGUGGCGCAUCGAGGAGCUUCUGGAAUUUAUCCAGCGCAUACAAGAGGGAGCUACGAAACGGCGAUUGAACAAGGAGCAGAUGUUAUUGAAUGCGAUUUGGCGGUUUCGAAGGACUUGAAAUUUGUUUGCCUCCACGAUGAAUUUUUAAGUUCCGUCACGGAUGUUGCUGAUCGACCAGAAUUUAAAGAUCGAAGGCGAAAAAUUGGCACGAAAACCGACUGGUUUUCCAUUGACUUUACUUUUGAAGAACUUACAUCCCUAAAAGUCAAGGCAAUUAGCUCACGUGAUCAGCAGUACAACUUCAAAUACAAUGUCGUAUCCUUCGACGAAUAUGUUCAAAUCGCGAAAUCAGCAAAUCGAACAAUCGGAAUUUAUCCAGAGACAAAAAAGCCUGACUGGUUCGAGACAAAUAUUGAUUGGACUCGUUACGACAUGGAAGAAGCAAUAGUCGAAGUUCUGAUCGAAAAAGGAUACACGAAGCCGACGGAUCCCUGCUUCGUUCAGUCUUUUAGCUGGGAGUCGCUGAAUCAAAUGAGAAACCUGACGGAUCUGCCAUUGAAAUGA